UACAUGUCAAUUAGACGAGAACAUUGCGUUUAUUGUCACCGUUUUCCUUUCGCGCUGCGAGGGGAAUGUCCAUCUAUCGAGUUUCGUUUUCCUUACACUGCCCGCCCCUACGGCUCACGCGCUUUACCAACACUACAAGGAAAUAACGUGUUCUUAGGUCUCAUCUAUGACUCUCACACGUCAAAACUCGUCAGCCCACAACUAGGAUAGGCUAUAUUUGAUAUCUAUUUAGCUAUAUAUAUAUAAAUGUUUAGGUAUUUAAUGGUGACAUCUACGUUUACACAUGGCUACCAGGACCUUAAAGCGAAUCUUCCUGGCCGCUGUGUUCGGACUGUCAGGGGUCCUGGCUGCACUUCCUCCUCCAGAUAAUGUAAGAAUAUUUUCUGAGAACAUGGGACUGCAGCUCUUAUGGGACCCACCUGUGAACACCAGUAACAAGCUCACCUAUACUACAGAAUACAAGAGUUUAUCAGGUUUCACUACGGUGUGUGUUAACCAAUCGGAGACCAGUUGUGAUGUCACCAACAAAAUCACCCCAUUCGGCAAAUACGACCUGCGUGUGAGGGCGGAGUUACAGGACCAGGUCUCUGAUUGGGUGACCAGAAAUGACUUUGAAGUGCUGCAGAUGACCAAUAUCAGUGCUCCCUCCGUGAAGCUGCAGACCCGUAGAGGGGAGAUUGAGGUGCAGAUUACGGACCCGCUCAUGAGAUUAAACGACUUCCAGGAGCUGUACCGGCCGGUGCAGUACGUCAUCAGCUACUGGAGAGAAGGAGACGUCCACAAGUUGGAGAAGAGGAGUGACCAGAGUCAUGUGAUCUUAUCGGCCACUCUGGCGGCUCAUGUGAAGUACUGUGUGCAGGUGCACAUCUACAGCCACGUGAUCAACAUGACCAGCGCCAGGAGCAACCACAACUGCAUCAAAAACUCCGCUAACGAUGUAGUGUCGGGGUGGCAGAUCAUGUUGGUGAUGCUGGGGAGUUUUGUUGUGGUGGGGGCGGGAACGCUGCUUUUCUUUGCUGUUGGCUGGUACUCCUGUCGGGGCAUACACUACCUCCAUCCCAAAGCCAAGCUACCAGAUCACUUUUUCAUACCGUCGCUGCUGCCCCCCCUCUCUCAGAUGGACCAGUUCAAAGGGCAGCCAGUGGAGCUCUGCCACCCCCUCAGCAUCGUCUUGGAGACGCCACAGACCCCUUUGCUGGACGGAGGCCUGCACUGCACCCACCCACUACAAGAGGAGGAGCAGCCAGAGAGGCAGGGAGAGGAGUGGGAGACGGGGGGAGGGGGUGAUGGGGGGGACAGGGCCCUUUGCUCUCUGGGAGAGAUGGAGAUGGAGCCCUGUUUACCAUUGUAAACAUGAGUUGUUUAUAUGAAAGAAUGAAGGAUAUUUAUACUGAUGCAUUCCUUCCCUUUAUACUUUACUUUAUCUGCGUGUGUGUGUGUGUGUGUGUGUGUGUGUGUGUGUGGGGAGGUGGGCAGGGUUUGCUCAUCCACUGUUUGUGAACAUUUUUAAUACAGUUUACAAGUUUUACACACUUUUUUAUUUGCUAUGAGAACUGAAGCUUAUCUAAAAAAUAAAACAUUUUUGUACAA
Messenger RNA from Alosa sapidissima (American shad), 1590 nucleotides. Its product is annotated as interleukin-10 receptor subunit beta-like. The coding region runs from base 284 to 1351 and encodes 355 amino acids. NCBI's taxonomy places the organism in Eukaryota, Metazoa, Chordata, Actinopteri, Clupeiformes, Clupeidae. Gene Ontology annotation, molecular function: protein binding. The record is from RefSeq and is a predicted model, not a curated record. The transcript has 7 exons.